GCCAUACUGAGUCAAUCAAUAACCAAGGAGAUCUGUAACACAGGGCAGCAGGUGGAGCCUAGGAUGUUAUCUUGCUUAUAUAAUCCUUCCAAUCCCAACAUUCUGAAGAGAAGUGGUAAAUUCAGUGCAGUUUUCGAAUGAACUCUGGACAUAGAACUUCAGCCAUGAAGGUAACAAGCAUCUUCCUGCUCACCGCCUUGGUUUUGUUGAGUUUAUCUGGUAAUUCUGGAGCUGACUCCCUGAAAAGAGAGGCUAAAUGUAAUAAUGAAAUCAGUGGAUGUACCAAGAUCUAUAACCCUGUUUGUGGAACUGAUGGAAUUACUUACUCUAAUGAAUGCAUGCUAUGUCAAGAAAAUAGGAAGCGCCAGAGUCCUGUCCUCAUUCAGAAAUCUGGACCUUGCUGAGAAUCAAGGUUCUGAAAUCCAAUAAGGUCACCAAGAUGUCUGGAUGGCCUGAUUGUUGAAUAAAAUAUAUCUAAGUA
Molecule: messenger RNA, 481 nt
Organism: Erinaceus europaeus (western European hedgehog)
Lineage: Eukaryota; Metazoa; Chordata; Mammalia; Eulipotyphla; Erinaceidae
Gene: SPINK1
Product: serine peptidase inhibitor Kazal type 1
Exons: 4
Coding region: 138-404 (88 amino acids)
Molecular function (GO): serine-type endopeptidase inhibitor activity; protein binding
Source: RefSeq, a predicted model, not a curated record